UUUAAGGGGCAUUAACGUAAAUAUGAGCAAAACAACAUCUUCUCUUUUUCAACCAGUUUCUGUUUCUCUCGCGUUUACAAGACGUACACUUUUAUCUCAUCUCAUCUCAUCUCUCUCUCUCUCUCUAUCUCUCUCUCUCACACACACACACACACACACACACUAAUAUCCAUACAACAGGAUUCAAUUCACUUCAAUCCAAUAAAUUCCCGAUGUCCGCAACCUCACAAUUAUUUCCGGCGCCGGCGCCGCCGUUGAUAACUCCGGAGAUCCGAAUUUAACUUAUCUCCGGCGACUCUUUCACGAUGGUUUACGGUGAGAUCCAGAUUUUAUCUUGCCGUUAUUGUAUUCGGAUCUCAAUAAUGAAUCAUAAUCUUGGUUGAAAGAUUAUAACGUUUUAGAUGGCUUUUGAUCGAUUUAAGUGAUGCGACGUCGUUUCAUACAUGAUUUAGGAACAAUUGAUACUUGCAUUGAAAAGUCAAAAUUGGAUUUGGGUUAUUGGGAUAAAGAUUAAAGAGGUAUAGCAGAUUCAAAUUGGGGGUUUGUUUGUUUGUUUGUUGUUGAAUUUUUUUGGGUAUACAUAAAGUCAUAAACUUUAAUUCAAAGAUGAACAAGAAUAAUUCUUCCUUUGAAUAUUUGUUGGAGGAAGAAGAAGAAGAAGGAAAUGGAAUAAAAAGAUUGAAGAACAAUGAAGGAAAGUAUGAUGAUGGUCAGAUGAGAUAUAGAUCAAAUGAUUCUCUUCUUCCUGGGAUGUGUGAUGAUGUGGCUUUGAUAUGUCUUGCUUGGGUAUGCCGAUUCGAUUACUCGUCGUUAUCGUCGCUUAAUAUGAGGUUUAAUUCGCUUAUAAAAAACGGGUAUUUGUAUGAGUUAAGGAAGCAGUUGGGGAUAGUAGAGCAUUGGGUGUACAUGGUUUGUGAUCCUAGAGGGUGGGAGGGGUACGAUCCGGUUAGUAAAAACUGGAUGAGGUUGCCGAAAAUUCCUUGUGACGAGUGUUUUAAUCAUGCGGAUAAAGAAUCGUUGGCUGUGGGUGGUGAGUUGUUGGUUUUCGGGCGGGAGCUUUUUGAGUUUGCGAUAUGGAAGUAUAGUUUGGUUCGUAGGUGUUGGGUGAAAUGUGAGGGGAUGAAUCAUCCUCGGUGUUUGUUUGGGUCGGGGACGCUUGGGUCGAUUGCUAUUGUCGCAGGAGGAAGUGAUCAAAAUGGGAAUAUUUUGAGUUCUGCGGAGUUGUAUGAUUCAUCGACGGGUAAAUGGGAAAUGUUGCCGAAUAUGCAUUCACCGAGGAGAUUAUGCUCCGGUUUUUUUAUGGACGGAAAGUUUUACGUGAUAGGAGGGAUGACGAAUCCCAAUGAUUCGUUAACGUGUGGUGAGGAGUUUGAUCUUAAAACAAGAAAAUGGAGAAAGAUAGACGGGAUGUAUCCUAAUGUAAACCGGGCUGCACAAGCGCCGCCUCUUGUUGCGGUUGUUAGUGAUGAGUUAUACGCAGUUGAGUAUUUAAGCAAUAUGGUUAAGAAAUAUGACAAAGUUAACAACUCGUGGGGUGUUUUGGGAAGACUUCCGGUUAGAGCUGAUUCAUCUAACGGUUGGGGUUUGGCUUUUAAAGCUUGCGGUGAACGGCUUCUAGUGGUUGGUGGUCAAAGGGGUCCAGAAGGUGAAACCAUUGUUCUUAAUUCUUGGAGUCCAAAAUCAGGGGUCAAAGAUGGCGUUUUGGACUGGCAGGUUCUUGGCGUUAAAGAACAUUCUGGAGUAUUCGUUUACAAUUGUGCCGUGAUGGGCUGCUGAAGACCUAACCAUAGGUAAUCUUAAGUCUAAACUUAUAUUUAUCAGGGUUAACUUUGUCAAAUUGGCCGCCACUUUUUUUUCAAACGUUAUUGUAAGUCAAGUUCGGUACUUUCAUAAUCUGCAGCCUGUUUAGUCACAAGGGCUUUUCUUCAUUGUUUUUUGUUUUUUUUUUAUUUUUCAUAUCUUUUGUGUGCUUUCUUUGUUCCUUGGCAGCCUACUUGUUGUGCCAAUAAACUGCAAAAGUUCAUAAUGAGGUUCAUGUUGACUUUA
Molecule: messenger RNA, 2046 nt
Organism: Helianthus annuus (common sunflower)
Lineage: Eukaryota; Viridiplantae; Streptophyta; Magnoliopsida; Asterales; Asteraceae
Product: F-box/kelch-repeat protein At5g60570
Exons: 1
Coding region: 607-1776 (389 amino acids)
Cellular component (GO): nucleus
Molecular function (GO): protein binding
Source: RefSeq, a predicted model, not a curated record